Cavia porcellus (domestic guinea pig) is the source of this 1596-nucleotide messenger RNA. It is a transcript of the gene Ccdc60, whose product is annotated as coiled-coil domain containing 60. The record is from RefSeq and is a predicted model, not a curated record. The transcript is spliced from 14 exons. NCBI's taxonomy places the organism in Eukaryota, Metazoa, Chordata, Mammalia, Rodentia, Caviidae. Bases 1 to 1596 code for a protein of 531 amino acids.
AUGACCAGCCCUGAACCAGCUGCUGUGCUGAGUAGUACUGUGGGCUGUUUGGCCUCAGCCUCAGACCAACCAUUGAAGAGCAUCAGAUAUAUGGACAAGGAAAUAAUUAACCUCAAAAAAGACCUUAUACGAAGCCGGUUACUGGUGCAGUACGCAAAGGCUGGGCGAGGAUACUUUAACUUUCUUAAAGAAGAGUCCGCGACAAAAAGGAAGCAACAGCAACUGCAGAAACUGAAAGAGGAAGAAAGAAAUAAAUUCCAACCAGCCAAAAAGUUACCUGAAAUCCAUGAGGAUGCGUUGCUGACCACCUAUGAUGAGGAGAAGCCGAAGAAGGUGGAGGCCGGCCCGUUCAUUCCGAUCUACAACUGCAUCCUUCUGCCCUUGCUGCCCAAGGCUCACAUCGAACCUCUCUUCCGCCAACUGUGCGCUCUCCACUGGCUUCUGGAAGCCCUGACCAUUGACCACACCCACCACAUCAUGAAGCCUGUGAUCACCUGCUUCAAUACCAAGGACCCAGGUGGAAGCAAGAGCUCAAUAAAAAAAGUCAAUAAGGACAAGUCCAGGGAACAGAGGUGGGAGCACUUCAUCACUGCUUCAAAGACCACGAAAUUCAAACUUCCUGUCAUACGAAACACCACCCACAAGCCAAGCCGGCGUGGCUCUGUACUCAGCCUGUCUCGGGCCAGCGGGGGCUCCUCCCCGCAGAGCAGCAUGAUCUCUGUGAAUCCUGGCUCAGAUGAGCCCCAGAGCUUGAUCACCCAGGGGACUGGCAGCAAAGACAUUGAGGAUAACGAGUCUUCUUCAACCAAGCCAGAUGAGGAACCUCUUCACAUCUAUCUGCAGAAGCUCCUGGAAAUGGUUCGAGAAGAUGCCCAUAGGACAGUCAUAAUGGAAAGUGAGAUGCAAAGAAAACCUCCCAGCCUCCUAUCCGUGGUCCACAAGAGUGAAUCCAUCAUUAAGGAGGGGCAGGCUACCCACAAGUCAAGUGAGAAAUCCAGCACUACAAGUGGAGAAAGCCACACCCAGACAGUCCAAAAGAAGACAAAAAGCUAUGCUCACCGUGACAUCGCUCAGUACAAGAGUGGACUCUGUAGCCUCAUGAGGGCCAAGUUUUACAGCAUAGCCCAGGAGGCUGGCUUCUGCCUGCAGGAUAAAAUGGAAAUCCUGAUGAAGCGCCAAGAAGAAAGAAGUCUCCAGAAGUUCCACGCUUUUACCCUCGUCUCAAAUUUUAAAAAGGAUAUAGCAAAGAUGAGACAACACGUCGCUGCAGUUAGAGGAGAUGCAGACGAAAUUGCUGAUCACUGGUACUUUGAUUUGUUGUCCAAACUCCCUGAGGAUCUGAAGAACUAUCGCCCUGCCAAAAAGAUCCUGAUCAAACUCCAGAAGUUUGGGGAGAACCUCGACCUGAGAGUCCGGCCCCAUGUUCUCUUGAAGGUGCUGCAGGACCUGAGGGUCUGGGAGUUGUGCUCCCCAGAUGUUGCUGUGGCUAUCGAGUUUGUUCGAGAACACAUCAUUCAUAUGCCUCGUGAGGAUUACGUCACCUGGCUGCAAAGCCGGGUCAGUAUGACCAUCCAAUCCCACAGUAACCCGAUAUAG